ACAUGGUACAGGGGCUGGAGAAUAAAGAGUGUGGAGUUGAACUCGUGCCAUUGUAGUGACUCAUCUCGGGCAGAGCGCAGGGGCUCCGAGCGAAGCGACGAGCAAGUGAGCGGCGCUCGGCGGGCCGGGGAGAGAGGAGAGAGGCGCGGCCGGGCGAGGCGGCCCGUCCGGGAGCGGGCGCCGGGGAAGGGGUGCAGUCGGGCGCCGCAGCGGCGGCACGGGCAGCGGGACCGCGUCCUUCUCAGCGCCGGCUCAGCUGGAACCCCGCCGGCCGGGCGCAGGCUACCUUCUCCCCGCAAGUGUCCGAGUCGCUCCGAAACUCCGGCGGCGAGUCGGCCACAGGAAGUUUAUUCUCAGCUCCUUUUCUAAAAGGAGGAAAUAGAAGUUUCUCCCGGCGGGCAGCCUUUCUUUUCGUCUUUUUUUUCUUUUUGACCUGUCUGAAAUCGGGGCCCCCCCGGACCUGGCAGGCGAGAUCCGCCGGGCUCUUGUUCUUUUUUUAAUUUCCAGUUUUUGAUCGGGCAGUCUGUCCCGGCUGGGCUCCGGCUGCGCGCGGGAGCGGGAGGGCGCGCGCAGGGGAGGGACCGAGGGACGCGCGGACUUUUAGAGGGAGGGACCGGGUGGCGGUCCCGCGGCGCUCGGAGAGCAGGAAAGAAGUGCAGCGCGAGGCGCUCGGGAGGCACGGUUCCCGAGCUGUCGCCGCCUCCCGUCCGCACCCGCCACCGUCGGGGAGAAGCCCGGGAGCGAAGACUAGAGCCCGAGGCGCGGCCGGCAGGGAGCGAGCGCGCAGCAGCCGGUGCGCGGCCGCGGCGAGGGCGGGGGAAGAAAAACACCCUGUUUCCUCUCGGGCGCCCACCGCGGAUCAUGUACCAGGAUUAUCCCGGGAACUUUGACACCUCGUCCCGGGGCAGCAGCGGCUCUCCUGCGCACGCCGAGUCCUACACCAGCGGCGGCGGCCAGCAGGCUUAAGAGGGAGCUGGCUUAACAAAGAAGGCCACUACAACACGAAGCCCAUCUCGGUCAGGAUCUGCGGCGUCUCUAGCCAAGUUGGCUGCAGCAAGAGUUGCCCCGGUAAGGCAGUAGCCUUGGCCUCUAGAAGCCAGCCAGCCAGGAGAGGCUGGGUGGGCUUCCCCAGGAGGGGUGGAUCCUGCCAGAAGAGAAAAUGGAAAAACGGCUCUCUUUGGGAUCUGAAGAGGGAUACCUUGUUCCAAAGUGAUUACCCAUACUUGAAAUUUCGGGUAGAUAUGCCUGGCUCAGGCAGCGCCUUCAUCCCCACCAUCAACGCCAUCACAACCAGCCAGGACCUGCAGUGGAUGGUGCAGCCCACGGUGAUCACCUCCAUGUCCAACCCGUACCCCCGCUCGCACCCCUACAGCCCCCUGCCGGGCCUGGCCUCGGUCCCUGGGCACAUGGCGCUCCCGAGACCUGGUGUGAUCAAGACCAUUGGCACCACCGUGGGCCGCAGGAGGAGAGAUGAGCAGCUGUCCCCUGAAGAAGAGGAGAAACGUCGAAUCCGAAGGGAGAGGAACAAGCUGGCCGCAGCCAAGUGCCGAAACCGCCGCCGGGAGCUGACGGAGAAGCUGCAGGCGGAGACAGAGGAGCUGGAGGAGGAGAAGUCAGGCCUGCAGAAAGAGAUUGCCGAGCUGCAGAAGGAGAAGGAAAAGCUGGAGUUCAUGCUGGUGGCCCACGGGCCUGUGUGCAAGAUCAGCCCCGAGGAGCGCCGAUCGCCUCCCGCUUCUGGGCUGCCAUCCCUGCGUGGUGGGGGUGGUGGAGCGGGCGCCGUGGUGGUGAAACAGGAGCCCCUGGAAGAGGACAGCCCCUCCUCGUCGGCUGGGCUAGACAAGGCCCAGCGCUCUGUCAUCAAGCCCAUUAGCAUUGCUGGGGGCUUCUACGGGGAGGAGCCCCUGCACACCCCCAUCGUGGUGACCUCCACGCCGGCCAUCACUCCAGGCACGUCAAACCUCGUCUUCACCUACCCCAGCGUCCUGGAGCAGGAACCACCUGCGUCACCCUCUGAGUCCUGCUCCAAGGCUCACCGUAGGAGCAGUAGCAGUGGGGACCAGUCAUCAGACUCCUUGAACUCCCCCACUCUGCUGGCUCUGUAACCCGGCUCCCGGGGGGUCCUCGUCACUGCCUCCUUCCCAGGGACCAGCACCUUCAAGUGCUCCAGGGCCGUGAGGGCAAGAGGGGGGCCCUGCCAGAGAGCUGCCCGGCUCUGGGGACACCCAGGUGGGAUUUGGCCAUGAGGCGCUGGAGGACUUCAGCCAUCUCUUAGAAGUCAUGGGACCUCCUCCAUCGUUCAUCUUGCAAAGCAAAUCCUGUUUCUUGAAAAGCCUUGGAGAACUUGGUUUGGUGGACUCAGGCAUCUCUCUGGCUUCUGAAGAGCCUGCGGCGGGUGUGGACCGUUCCUGUCCCUUGUUAUGCUACGUCUCUGGAGUGAUGGUGUCCUUCCCUGCCCCACCCAGCAUGCUCAGUGCCUUUUGGUUUCACCUUCCCACUAUUCGCCCCUUCCUCCCCCCAGUGUCAAUUUCACUUCCUCUUGGUUUUUAUCAAAUUUGCCAUGACAUUUCAUCUGGGUGGUCUGAAUAUUAAAGCUCUUCAUUUCUGGAGAUGGGCAGCAGGUGACUGACUCUUCUGCUGGGGCUGACUUGUCCGGAAGGGGACAGUCAAUGUGCAAUACAGAACCUUCUCUCCCUUGACACCCCCCGGUCCACCGCCAUCUCCAGGACCACCAUCAGGGCUCCCUGAGCUCUCAAGGAGAUGUUGCCAUCACUGGGAGGCCCGGAGGACCCUUCCUCUCCAUCCUCGGAGACAACUUUUUGGAGGAGCGGCUUGUCCAGAAGACAGGGUGUGAGUGAGACAGCUGGGGCACAGGUUGGGUUUGCCAAAUGCCUAAUUACCAGGCCAGGAAUAGUGCCAACAAGCCACACAGGUGUCCUAGCCAGCUUCCCUUUACCUGGUGUCUUGAGCAGGACGUCUCCUGUAAUUACUGCCUCACCAUCCUGCCCCUGGACCCUUCUCUCUAGACCAGGGAGGCGUCCCUCCCUAGGAACCACACAUCACUCCAAGUCCCUACUGGCUCUGCCCUCCGCCAGCCUGGCUCUCAGGGUGACGCCACCCAUGGAGAUUUAAUGAGCGUGGGCCUGGCCCCUCCCCAGAUUGCUACCAGGUGGCCCCUCCCCAAGCCUCAAAGGCACUUUUGCUGUGGAUGGAAAGGUAGGGGAGGAAGGAGGGAGGCAGAGUGGGAUUCGCCUCUCAGCAAGCUGCCGGGCCUUUUCUGCCUUCUGUGGUCACCGGCUACCUGAUGGAGUGCUUUCUCUUUUACAUACUCCUUCCCCCAGAAUGCUCCUCGGGUCCAGCCAGCCAGCUGUGGACCACUGGCCCGCAGCUGUUGCUAGUAAGGCUUGGGGCUUACCUGUCAUUCCUGGGGGGCUGCUGAAAUCAGAGAUAAGAUGUGUUGCUUCCCACUGCAGGAGAGGUGCCCCCUUCCCCUAUGGGGCGGGGAGCGGGGAGGGGGUCCUCUGGCCUCCUGCAAAAGCACAGCUGGGCGGGCUCCCUGCCUCCCACCCCUCUGAGCCUUUUUCUCCUGAGGGCAGGGCUCUGGCUGAUCUUCUUGGAUUGGCCUCUGCUGGGCUAGCUGCUCUGGGGGAGACCCUGCUAUUGUGAUUCAGCUCUAGAGAUCAUUGUAUGAUAAUUUAAAAUUAUAUAGAUAUUAUUUAAAUCAAACCCAGUGGGGGUUAAAUUUCAAAGUUAGACUCGGGAGAAAGAGAGAGAGAGAGCAAGCGCACGAGCCGUGAGGCGUUCACUCACUUGCCCCCCUCACACACCCAGGCCUUGAGCGCUGGUCCUGAUUUGCUGCCCAUCCCCACUCCGAGCACUAGAAGGGAGCGCGCAGAACGGGGCAGCCAGAGGCUUAAAGUACACAGCCCACUCUGACUGGAAGUGACGUGUGAAAGGCUAGGCCAUGCAGAGGAGAUUAAAAGAAAAAGGAUUUUGUCCAAAAAUACUUUAAAAAGGUUAUUUCCCACCUUCCCUGGCUAUGAGGCUACCCUCCUGGUUUCCCAGAGGUUCUGGGAGGGGCACUCCUUAUUAGACCAGGCAAUUGAGUUUCUGGCUUCAGAUUAAUCGAAGAAACAGAAGUCAGCGAGGAACAGCAGGAGGUGGGCAAAGGAAACUGGGGUGCACUCAGCUCUGAAAGGCUUAAUCAUCUCAAGUGGUAUUUAUGGCCAAUUGGGAGCUCUUUGCUUCUUUUUGCGUAUAUAUAUACACACACAUAUAUAUUUCUUAAAUGAAGCUGCUUUGGUGUUUUAUUUCUAAAUGUCCCUUUGUGCCCCACUUCGCACAGCACUGGUCCCAAGGCAGGCCACAGUCUGUGACUCGGGGCCAGGCUGGACAUUCCUGAGACAGAGUUUGGCUUUAGUUCAGAUGUCAGGGUGUGUUGGCUUUGGGACCAGCACAAGGCAGAAACUCCACCACCCCAGAGGACUUUAGAGGCCUCUCAGCUAUCCCAUUCAGGACCCUCUGGCUUUGUUCCAGGAGGUGGUUUGGCUUCCCCAAAGCCAGAGGUUAUUUGGGGAAGGCCAAAUAUUCACCCCUAACUCAUGAGCACAUCCUCCUUGACUUCUUCUGGCUUGUUCUCUGAGUUCCUGCACCCACACCAUUGUUCCAGAAUUACCAGCCACCAGGCCUUCUGCUUUCUCCUCCAUGGCUCCAACUACAGGAAGAGCUGCAGUGGGGGUGCCUUCGUGCUUGGGCUGGGAACCUCUGUGCCUCCCCCGUGUCCCCAGCCGUGAGGCAGCUGGUGUGGACUCCAGCUGGGCUGCAGGCAGCUCUGGGACGGCAUAGGGCAGGCACUCCUUGACAGGCUAGUGUGAACCACACCCCAUCCUCUCGGCCACCUGGCUGGCCUCUCUGGGAUCAGUCCUCUUCCUGGCUGAAUGGACGGGGGCAGCUGCUGACGCAGGAAAGAGAGGAGAUCCCAGGUGAAGCUCGGGCAAUGGCCGGAGCCAGCUGUAAGCGGAGAAUUCACGGGGGGACGUUUUCAGAAAGAAAUCAUUGUUCUGCCUGUGAGAAAGGCCAGGUGUGUCCACUAUGGCCAGUCACACAAGCAUCUCAGCCAAGAACCCUCAGAGGUUACUGCUUCCUUUUCUCAGGCUUUGGGGAAAAGAGUCUCCUCUCCGCUCCCACUUGGCUCUAAGUCUAAGGGAGGGCUCAGUGCUACUUUUCUCCCCUUCCCUUGAUGGACCAACAGCGCUCCUGCAAUCUCACCACUUACCUUUCCGGUUGGUCUCCUUCCUGAUCAGAUAUCACACAGCCCCUUUAAGAAGGAGAGGCAGAAGCCCCUACUAUGUGCCAGGCACUGUGUUAGGCACUUUUAUAAAUAUUCCUUCUUUAGAAUCAGACUAAGGGAUGAGGGUAUCCCCUCUUCAAGGCCCCCACGUAAUGGAUAAACAAAAACACUUGGAGGUGAGAAGGUGUUUCUUCAAAGAUCUGCGGUAAGAUUGCCUUCAGCCUGAGGUUUGUUCUCAAAGACCCAUCCCCCACAGUAUCCUCUAAACUUCUUUUCCCUCUCCCUCAUGAUGUGCUCCUUUGCACUCCUCAGAUGGUUGGAGGGGUAACCUGAGUCCUUAUAGAAUUUGUGGACCAAUAGGAUAUGUGAUGUGUGUAACUUUCUUUUUAAAACUUAAGUAAAGGGGUCUUGCUACUUUCUGCUUGUCGAGUCUUCUUGGCAUUCAUCUUAAAAGCCAGCAUCUCACUAUUUAUUGACAGGUUGGGUGUGUGUGUGUGUGUGUGUGUGUGUGUGUGUGUGUGUGUGUGUGUGUGUGUGUGUGUGCGCGCACGCUCCUGUGUGUGUACAUUUCCAAGUGUACCUCCUGCAACUUUUAAAAAGGAAACUCAGUCGUCCCACUACUAAUUUGACAUCUUCUCAUGCUUCUAGUGUUUUGGCCAUACAUCAACAGAGGGCUUUCACUUUCCAAUGCCGAUGUGUUCAGGAAAGGCUGGGUCAAAUUUUGAGCAGGGGAUGGGAAGGGGAGGGGGAGAAGAAAUCGACAUUUAUUUUAUUAUUUAUUUAAAAUGUUUACAUCUUUGUGUUGUACCAAGCCUGAAGAGAAACAGCAUUAAAAUACUCAGUUCCUCUCUCCCUCUCUUUCUUCAUUUUUUUAAAAAUUUAGGCUAAUGAUGCUUUUUUGUUUCUGAAAUGAUUUGUGACAUGUGUUGUAUAAACUGUAUAAAAAGGGUUCUGUUUUUAAAGAUGGAUGGUCAUUCCUCUGGGGACAGUGGUCACCGAGAAAGUCUACAUUCUAAGAAAAUACAACGAAAGAUCCUGCCCUGUUCCUCAAAAAUUAUUUUCUCUGUAUGAUUAAAAGUUUAUUCCAUUUA
Messenger RNA from Zalophus californianus (California sea lion), 6378 nucleotides. RefSeq names its product FOS like 2, AP-1 transcription factor subunit (gene FOSL2). Gene Ontology annotation, biological process: regulation of transcription by RNA polymerase II. Gene Ontology annotation, cellular component: nucleus. Gene Ontology annotation, molecular function: RNA polymerase II cis-regulatory region sequence-specific DNA binding; DNA-binding transcription factor activity, RNA polymerase II-specific. The record is from RefSeq and is a predicted model, not a curated record. Bases 1242 to 2102 code for a protein of 286 amino acids. The transcript is spliced from 5 exons. Lineage: Eukaryota; Metazoa; Chordata; Mammalia; Carnivora; Otariidae.